AUGAACCAAGUACCAGAACCAAAACCAUUCUACCAUCAACACCACUCAUCAAAGAAGAAGAACAAGAACCAGAACCAACAAGAACUCAGUCAAGCCAGACUACCAAACCACCUCACCAGGAAGACAACCAUCACCAGCAGAACAAGAGCCAAGCGGAAAAGCACAUCAUCAACAACCAAACAACAAACACUCUCAUUCAAACAACAACAUCCUCUAGGCAUCAACAUCCAAACCCAAUGCUCCCCACUAACCUAUCAACGCAUUCAUCCCAAGGAGAAAAUUCAACAGCUCAAUCGCGCUCAUGGCGGAUGGAUCGAAGACCAUAUCUCCUCAGACCACGCUAAUCCGGUCGAGAAUAAUCUGUCCUCACCAACCUACUGCAACACUUCACCCACACCAGAAGCCUCCACGUCGUUCAUGGACGAAUACCCGAUGGAGGAGCUCUCAGAGACUGAGGAUGAGGAUACAGCCAGCCAUCAUCCCGGCCAGUCGCGGGCACCAUCCAGACAUGAGCGGAAACCAGAGAAGGUGAUCUUAUGUCCGGAGUCAUUGGACCGCCAGAAGUAUCCCUCGAGGAGCCAAGAGGACAGCCAUCCCGACAUCCGUGCCGGACACAAGCGACUCCAGAAGGCGGUGGCCAGCCAGGAUGGGCCGGUCGCGCAGGCCCAGGAAUCGUUCUCGUCCGAAAGCCAGACCGACCAGCGCUCGCACUCCUGUGCCCUCUUCUUCUUCCAAGAUCACGAUCAACCUAACUCUCCCGUCGAACAGAGCCAAGAAGAUCACGAAAAACGACGGCAAAAUCAAGUCGGAUCUCCCACUGCACACAUCUUGUGUCCCGACUCACUCGACAACCAACUCCUUGCCCCUGAAAGCCUGCCGCUGAUCAACAACCAAGAAGAAGAAUCCUACUUGGCCCCCAGUCUACCGGACAACGACCGCACUCAAUCCUGUGCCCUGUUCUACGACCACUUGUACCCGCCCGACGAGGCUGAUCAUGAGCCCCUUACUACUCGAGAAGAAGAACUCACACGAAACACUAGGAUCGACCCCAAGAAUCCGCCUGAGAUCUUGUGUCCCAGUUCCCUCCAAAGUCAACUUCCCCGUUCGCACAACAUCGCACCCCAGCCCAUGGACCGCCAACUCUCCCCUCACCCUGAAACCCUUCCUACCGUCUUCCCCGAAUCGCUCCUCUUGGAGACCCAAGAUCGCUCCUUCUCUUGUGCACUCUUCUUCCACGAGGAUGAGAUCGAGGAAACAUGUCUAGAUCAUAAUCAGAAUAGUGAAACUCGCGGAUCUCAAGAUACCAAAGAAGCUGGAAAGAAGAGGAUUGUGUUAGCUGAAGAGUCGCAAGAACUCUUACCGGGUCCUCCUACUUUAGGACGCGUUCAAAAUAACCAUUCAAACAUCACAUCGAGAGACAGCGAAGAAAGGGGGAAGGAGAAGAUCGUGUUAGCCGAAGAGUCGCAAGAGAUGUCGCCGGGCCCGUCUGUUUCAGGACACCGAUCACUAGCCCCUCCGACGCCGAUCUCGGCGCGACGCGCCACCCGGCCUUCGUUCUCCGCCUUCUCCGCUUCCGGCUUCGUCCCUUCCUCCUCCUCCUCAUCAUCAUUGACCAGAAAUCCUAAGCGCAAAUCACCCAAUCCUCCUUCCUCGACCUCUGUGGCCACUGAUGGCUCUCAAAAGAAGAAGAAGAAGAAGGGGAAAAAGAGCAUCGAUCCGUUCGACAGUCACGUCAGACCCGCUUGGACGGCUAAUGAGCAGGACAAAGUGCCCAAGCUUCAUCCGCCCACUCUCCGACAAAUCGGCCUGGCCGAGUUCCUCGUCCCCUUAACCCCAUCCGUCAACAACAACAACAACAAGAAUAAUAAUAAUAGUAACGCUGGUGGGAUUAAGGAGAACUCUCAGAAAGAUCGGGCUCCUGUCUCCCGCCCUCUCCCGCUUGAAUUCACUCGCUUCAUUAACGUCGCGCGUGCCUCGAAUCGUCAUCAAUGUGGUUCUGAGAAGUCUCAGAUCGGGAAGGGAAAAGAGAAAGCGACGGUCGAGGUUGAAGAGGACGAGAUCAUCGGCUCAGACGACGAAAUCAACUUUGAUCACAAGAACGCGGACAAGAGCAACAACAAGGAGGAGGAGGAGGAGGAAGACAGUAGUAGUCGUAGUAGUAGUCCGUCGGUCCAUAUGAUCCCCGACUCCCAACCGACUUCUGUUCUUGUUCCUUCUUCUCCACCAUUGCCGAGUGCUGCUCUCGACAGUGAUCAUACCAUCAACAGAGAAGACAUAGAUGAAGAAGACGAGCGCGGGAGGGCGCAGGUGGUCAUGGGCUUUCGCGAACGGAUCAGGCUGGCGCGUGAGAGGGAAGACUUGUGUCGAUGGGCGUUGGACGGACAGGCUGAUCGGCCAUCGCAGCUCCAUCAUCCUCUGCAUCACGGGCUUCAUCUGGGCAGUGCGUCUGAUCGGAGUUCCGGAGACCUUCGUCCACGAAACCAGCUCGAUCCCAAGGGGAAUCCGAACCAGGAGCCGGCUCGUCACAAGAGUCCAGACCAAGAAGCCCAGCCCGAUCAUCCUAAGCACCCCCUCGAAUCCGGGCCGACCGGUCCCUCUUCUGGACUGGAUCCGGACCAGAUGUGUGGACGACUCGAUGUCCCGGAUCAGGGCAGACUGAUGACGACUGGGACCGGAUGCAGUCUGUCAGUGUCGGCUCCUUCCUUCGACCCCGAUCUCCUAUCUGUUCAUCCUCCUCCUCGUCAUCUGACUCCGUCUUCGUCUUCUUCAUCAGCCCCGGCCACGUCUCUGCUGAUGAUCGGCCCGGAUAAACCCGCGGUGGCCGCUCAUGCUCCGGCUGGUCAUCCCACUGUCCCCGAUAACAUCCACAGAUUCGUCGACGUCGACCGGUUGCUCGAUUUGUUGGUCAAGCCUCUUCCUCCUCCUUCUUCUUCUUUGACGGGCCCGUCCACGCCUCUUCUUCUUCCUCAUCAUCCACUCGGCGGGCCGUCCGGCGCCGAACAUCAAGCCCCUCCUCCUCCGUCGUCGUCGUCGGUCGAGGUCCUUAAACUUGAGCCUUCUGAGCUCGACUUGGACCGCUUCGUGGCCCGCUACAAACUCCAUCUUCGUGACUCUCUCCUCCCCAAUUAUCAUCCCACAUCCUCAACAACGAUGACCACGGGGACCGCAGGAAAUCAGGCCGGUCUCGACCUUGCCUUGGUCUUCGCUAAUCUCCAAUCGGUCGAUCCCCAUCAGACGCCCCUCUUUCAUACCGAUUCCUUGCAGAUCUUGUCUGCUAAACUCUUGAGUCUUCUCUGA
Molecule: messenger RNA, 3297 nt
Organism: Puccinia graminis f. sp. tritici CRL 75-36-700-3
Lineage: Eukaryota; Fungi; Basidiomycota; Pucciniomycetes; Pucciniales; Pucciniaceae
Exons: 4
Coding region: 1-3297 (1098 amino acids)
Source: RefSeq, a predicted model, not a curated record